AUGGCUGCUUUGGUAGUGAAGAAGCAAGCGUGCAUCUUGAUAACGCUGCUGACUUAUCUCGUCAUCAUCAACGCCAUGAUGACGGCAGCUUCUGCAGGUGGCAGUACUGAUCAUGACCUCACCUCCGGCUUCGAAUCCCUCCCACUACGCAAGAAAAACAUCCGAAUCCUGAAGCCGUACGACAUUCCUUUGGAGCAGCGCUACAGCUUCAUCAAUGGCAUCCACAAGUGUUGGGUUUACUCCACCGACAAGCCUCACUCUCCCGCCAGCAAAACCCUGCCAAGAACCGAGAUUGGCAUCCAUGGCUAUGGUUACAGAUCGGGAGUGUGGCAAUUCGAAGGGUACGGCUACGUCCCCAAGGGCACGACGGGAGUGUGCAUAAUGCAGAUAUUCGGCGCCACCGCGCCACGUGCCUCGUCGGCCAUGGUGAGAGUCUACGACGGCAAGCUCAUGUUCUACCGGAGGAAGGUGCUCGCCGAGAACAUCUACGACAAGUGGUUCCGGUUGAACGUGAUUCACGACGUCGGAGCCUCCAAAGUUCAGAUCUACAUCGAUGGAGAGCUCAAGUUGGAAACCAAAGAUGGUGGGGGAGUUGUUCAUACCUUUAAAUGUGGCGUCUACGCACAGAACCAUGACUCCAAUUACAUGGAGUCACGAUGGAAGGAUCUCAAGGUUUUCAGGAAAUUGUGA
Messenger RNA from Linum tenue, 690 nucleotides. Lineage: Eukaryota; Viridiplantae; Streptophyta; Magnoliopsida; Malpighiales; Linaceae. The record is from the annotation of a GenBank genome assembly.